AUGGCGAAUCCGCCAGAGAUAUCCAGAGAUGAUCUCCCAAGCAAGUUCAACUACCAAGCAAUACCAUGGCCGGAAGGCGUCGAAGUCGUUGACCGGGCGCGGCGGAGGCGGCUCUCUACCUAUCUCAGUUAUGCGAAUAUGUCGGAUUCGAGAGCAAAUGAUGCAGACAUCGUGAACAGGCCAUAUACGAACGAAGACAUAGUCCGAUUCCAGCGGAUGUACACGCAAGCGCGUCCACAGUUGACGCAUUUCCAGCUCCGCAAUCUAAUAGCCCCGGUGACGAAGAACAACGUGUUUUACUCUGACGUCUGGACGGUGAAAAAGCUAGAUGCUGAUACCGGCCAGAUUUCGGAAGUAAUGAACAGAGCUAACGCGAAAACUGGGACGGGUCAGUGCAUCAAGAUCUCGACAAUAUCGGCGAGCAAAGAUGCUGUAGUCGCAGGCGGAUAUAGUGGCCAAUACAUGUACAAAAGCCUCAACACUUCUAGCGACUCCACCGUUCCGACAGCCGAGGGCAUCGUGACCACCGACAUCAACAACAUCACAAACCAUGCCGACAUCACGCGCUGCCUCACCAAAGGAACUCCCCAGACCGCGUUUUCGUGCAAUGACUCGAUGGUGCGCAUCCUCGAUCUCGAUCUGAACCAGCUGGUUGCCGAACAUCCGUGUCCGUGGGCCGUGAACUGGACCGCGACCUCGCCAUGCGGCAAGCUCAGAGUCGUUGUCGGUGACUCAACAGACACGCUCAUUAUGGACGCCGAAUCCGGUGGCGUGAUUGCUUCCGUAGGCGGGCACAAAGAUUUCAGCUUUUCGUGCGCGUGGAGUAACGACGGCCACACCGUCGCGACCGGCAAUCAAGAUCUAACCUGCCGGAUCUACGACUUUCGGAAAUACGACCAACCUCUGCACGUCCUCGGCGCGCAAAUGGGCGCCAUCCGCUCCGUCAAGUUCAACAAAACCGGUAACCUGCUCGCCAUGGCCGAGCCAGUCGACUACGUGCACCUGCUCAACACCCGCAACUUUGACCGCGGCCAGAUCAUUGACUUUUGGGGCGAGAUCGCGGGCAUCGGGUUCUCGUCGUACGCGGACUUGCACGCCGACGACUCGCUCUGGAUCGGAAAUAGCGAUAGCACUGUUGGCGGCUUGAUGCAUUUCGAGAGUGGUCGCGGGUCUGCGCUUGCUGAUCCGCUCGGCGACUUUUUCAUUUGA
Messenger RNA from Myxozyma melibiosi, 1209 nucleotides. Its product is annotated as WD40-repeat-containing domain protein. The record is from RefSeq and is a predicted model, not a curated record. Gene Ontology annotation, molecular function: protein binding. Lineage: Eukaryota; Fungi; Ascomycota; Lipomycetes; Lipomycetales; Lipomycetaceae. The transcript is spliced from 3 exons. The coding region runs from base 1 to 1209 and encodes 402 amino acids.